Gorilla gorilla gorilla (western lowland gorilla) is the source of this 4492-nucleotide messenger RNA. RefSeq names its product zinc finger protein 568 (gene ZNF568). Gene Ontology annotation, biological process: regulation of immune system process; regulation of cytokine production; negative regulation of transcription by RNA polymerase II. NCBI's taxonomy places the organism in Eukaryota, Metazoa, Chordata, Mammalia, Primates, Hominidae. The transcript has 7 exons. The record is from RefSeq and is a predicted model, not a curated record. The coding region runs from base 598 to 2532 and encodes 644 amino acids. Gene Ontology annotation, molecular function: DNA-binding transcription repressor activity, RNA polymerase II-specific; RNA polymerase II cis-regulatory region sequence-specific DNA binding. Gene Ontology annotation, cellular component: nucleus; nucleoplasm.
CCGGCCCAAGCCUCACCCUCACACAGGAAAGCAGAUGGUUCUGGCCGGAAGUUGAGUGGGGCCGCGGGGCCUGCUGGGAGGUGUUGUCCUCGGAAACGUCGCUGGCGCGGAGGGAUGGUUCGGCGCUUUAGGCGUCUGUCACAGACCUAUCUGCGGGUCGCCUUCACCCAGCAUCUCAGAAACUGCGCGCGGGAUGAACAUUCUGGUGUUUCCGGCAGGUGACGCUGCCGAGUCCCCGCAGCAGGGAGCGAGCAAGGGACUCGCGGUUGACGGGACACGAAUCCUGUAAGGCCCAGAGUGUCCCGAGUAGCGGCAGUGGGGAGUGCUCAGAGUACGCUAAUGAUCUGUGUCUUGUAAAGAGCACAUUGCUGGGCUUACAUCCGUUUAUCUUGUUUGACUGUUAUUUUAAUAGGUCCUGGUUCCACAAGGAUAAAACACAUCUGCAGUGCAAAUAGAAGUCUGAGGAACAGGUGUCUUAUCAUGGAAGGAGACCUGACCUGAGACCUGCCUUAGAGGCUGGAGAGUCCUGAAAGAGAGUGGACCCUGGAGUUGCUGGAGCUUGUCUUGACCCUUCUGCCCAGAGCAGGCAGGGUCUGAAUGACAUCUCAAUCUUCAGUGAUCAGCAAUAGCUGUGUGACAAUGGAGCGUUUGAGCCACAUGAUGGAAAGGAAAGCUUGGUGUUCUCAAGAGUCUGCCCUUUCCGAGGAAGAAGAGGAUACAACCAGGCCUCUUGAAACAGUGACAUUUAAGGAUGUGGCUGUUGACCUUACCCAGGAGGAGUGGGAGCAAAUGAAACCUGCUCAAAGAAACUUGUAUCGAGAUGUGAUGCUGGAGAACUACAGCAACCUAGUCACAGUGGGCUGUCAAGUCACCAAACCGGAUGUGAUAUUCAAGUUGGAGCAAGAAGAGGAGCCCUGGGUGAUGGAGGAAGAAAUGUUUGGGAGGCACUGUCCAGAAGUUUGGGAAGUUGAUGAACAGAUCAAGAAGCAACAGGAAACACUUGUGAGGAAAGUCACAUCCAUCUCCAAGAAAAUUCUGAUAAAGGAAAAAGUCAUUGAAUGUAAAAAAGUUGCGAAAAUAUUUCCUCUGAGUUCAGACAUUGUUACUUCAAGACAAAGCUUCUAUGACUGUGACUUACUUGAUAAGGGUUUGGAACAUAAUUUAGACUUACUUAGAUAUGAGAAAGGCUGUGUAAGAGAGAAACAGAGUAAUGAGUUUGGGAAACCAUUUUACCAUUGUGCAUCCUAUGUUGUAACCCCCUUUAAGUGUAAUCAGUGUGGACAAGACUUCAGUCAUAAAUUUGACCUCAUUAGACAUGAGCGAAUUCAUGCUGGAGAGAAACCUUACGAAUGUAAAGAAUGUGGAAAAGCCUUCAGUAGGAAGGAAAAUCUUAUUACACAUCAGAAAAUUCAUACUGGGGAAAAACCGUAUAAGUGUAAUGAAUGUGGAAAAGCUUUCAUUCAGAUGUCAAACCUUAUUAGACACCACAGAAUUCAUACUGGGGAGAAACCUUAUGCAUGUAAGGAUUGUUGGAAAGCCUUCAGUCAGAAAUCAAAUCUCAUUGAACAUGAGCGAAUUCACACUGGAGAGAAACCCUAUGAAUGUAAGGAAUGUGGGAAAUCCUUCAGCCAGAAGCAAAAUCUUAUUGAGCAUGAGAAAAUUCAUACUGGGGAGAAACCUUAUGCAUGUAAUGAAUGUGGUAGAGCUUUUUCUCGAAUGUCAUCUGUUACGCUACAUAUGAGAAGUCACACAGGGGAGAAACCCUAUAAAUGUAAUAAAUGUGGAAAAGCUUUCUCUCAAUGCUCAGUAUUUAUUAUACAUAUGAGAAGUCACACUGGUGAGAAACCCUAUGUAUGUAGUGAAUGUGGGAAAGCCUUCUCUCAAAGUUCAUCCCUUACCGUACAUAUGCGAAAUCAUACAGCUGAGAAACCCUAUGAAUGUAAGGAAUGUGGAAAAGCCUUCGGCAGGAAAGAAAAUCUCAUUACACAUCAGAAAAUUCACACCGGAGAGAAACCUUAUGAAUGCAGUGAAUGUGGGAAAGCUUUUAUUCAGAUGUCAAACCUCAUUCGACACCAGAGAAUUCAUACGGGUGAGAAACCCUAUGCAUGUACAGUAUGUGGAAAAGCCUUUAGUCAGAAAUCAAACCUCACUGAACAUGAGAAAAUUCAUACUGGAGAGAAACCUUAUCGUUGUAAUCAAUGUGGGAAAGCUUUCAGUCAGAGACAAAAUCUUCUUGAGCAUGAAAAAAUUCAUACUGGAGAGAAACCAUUCAAAUGUAAUGAAUGUGGUAAAGCCUUCUCUCGAAUCUCAUCCCUCACUCUUCAUGUGAGAAGUCACACAGGGGAGAAACCCUAUGAAUGUAAUAAAUGUGGGAAAGCCUUUUCUCAGUGCUCAUUACUUAUUAUACAUAUGAGAAGUCAUACUGGUGAGAAACCCUUUGAAUGUAAUGAAUGUGGGAAAGCAUUCUCUCAAAGAGCAUCCCUUUCUAUACAUAAGAGAGGUCAUACAGGUGAGAGACACCGAGUAUAUUAAAUGAAAGAAGGCCUCUUAAAUUCAACCCAUGUUUUACUUAAAAUAUCUUGGCAUAAGCUCAAAAAAGCCAGGAUCUUUAUGAAAAAAUUUUAAUACUUUGUUAAAAGGUGUAAGACUGGAAUAAAUGGAAAGAAAUACCAUAUACAUAGAUGGAAAACCCCAGUAUUAUAAAAACCUCAAUUCUAAAAAUCUAUAGACUGAACGCAGUUCCAAACAAAAUCUACUAAGAAUUUUCUAGGAUCUUUCAAAAAUGAUUAUAAAAUUCAUGUGAAAUAGAAGUGUAUGGAUUGCUGCGACAAUUUUGAAAAGAAUAGAGGAAACACCCUCACUGUAUGAUAUAAAGUUAUAGUCAUUUAAAAAUGUGUGAUAUUAGUACAUUAGUAGGUAAAUGAGCAGAUUUUAAAGAAUAGAAUAUCCAGAAGCAGACUCAUGAAUAUAUGUGAACUCAGUGUAUGUUAGACCUGACAUCAUGAAUUAGUAGGGAAAUGAUGACCUAGUCAAUAAAAUUGCUGGGAAUAUUUGACUCUCCGUAUUGGAGAAAAUAAAAUUACAACGUUAUGACAUAUUAAAAAAUCAAUAUUCUUUUUUUUUUUUUUUUUGAGGCAAGCGUCUCACUCUGUCGCCCAGGCUGGAGUACGGUGGUGCAAUCUCAGCUCACUGCAGCCUCUGCUUUCCGGGUUUUUUUGUUUUGUUUUGUUUUGUUUUUUGUAUUUUUAGUAGAGACGGGGUUUCACCAUGUUGGCCAGGCUAGUCUUGAACUCCUGACUUCAAGUGAUCACCCUCUUUGGCCUACCAAAGUGCUGGGGUUUACAGGCUUGAUCCACUGCACCUGGCCAAAAAAUUAACAUUCUAAAGGAUUUAAAUACUGGAAUUUGAAAAGCCAAACUGUGAAACCAUUGGGAGAAAAUAGAUGAUAUUGUCUAUGACGUUGAGGCCAAGGAGCUUUUUUUUUUUUUGAAGACAAAAGGACUCUGUAAUUCCACUUCUAGGUAUACAUCCUAUAGAAACUCACAAAUAAUGCAUAAGAAAUAUAUAUAUAAUAUAUGUAUGUAUGUAUAGCCAGAUGCAGUGGCACAUGGCUGUAAUCCCAGCUACUUGGGAGGCUGAUAGAAGAAGAUAACUUGAGCUCAGGAGUUCAAGACCAGCCUGGGAAACAUAGCAAGACCCCAUCUCUUAAAAAAAAAGAAAUAUAUAGACAUAUAUCUGCAUUGAAAACAACCUAAAUAUUCAUCAGUGGGGUAAUGGAUGAAUAAAAUAUGAUAUAUUCAAAUGAUAGAAUAGUAUACAGCACUUAAAAGCAGUGAACCAGAUCCAUAUUGUGUAACAUGGAUAGUUAAAACAAUGUUGAAUGAAAAAAAUCAAAAUACAAAUGAAACAUUGUGUAAUAAUAUUUAUGUAAAUUGGAAUGAAAUCAUUUAUAAAGAACAACUGUUUGUAUUAUUGAAAAUUGUAUGUAAAACUAUUUAAAAUAGAAUAGAAGGAUACACACCCAAUUAUUGAUAGCAUUGUCUCUGGAGAUUGAAUUUGAGGCUGUUGAUUAAAAGGAGACUUUAGCUUUGCUUGUAGUUUUUAUGCCUUAAAAAGACUGGUAGCAUAUAAAAUAAAUCUUAAAAGCUAAUGAUACACAAUGACAAUAUGAAUGUUUGCUUGUAAUAGUGUUUUUCUUGUUCUUUCUCAGAACAGGCCAAGGGAAGCCUGUGCCCAUAGAGGGAAAUGUUAUAAUGGAUUCAUAUACCCUAUCAGAUGCUCAACUAUUUUAUGAAAAAUAGCUCUAGAAAAUUAGUAAUUAGAAUAUUCCUGUUUAUUAUAUAAUGUGAAAUUAGCACAUUUUAGCAACUUGAUGAUGCUGUUUUUAUAUUUUAACAUUUCUGAAAUUGGACUCCUUUCAACUGAUGAUAUCUUAGAUUCAAGUAAAUAUUUAAUUAUUAAAAAUUUGAAAAUCAGAUGCCAGUAUAACAAA